Diachasma alloeum is the source of this 1464-nucleotide messenger RNA. RefSeq lists its product as uncharacterized. NCBI's taxonomy places the organism in Eukaryota, Metazoa, Arthropoda, Insecta, Hymenoptera, Braconidae. The record is from RefSeq and is a predicted model, not a curated record. The coding region runs from base 219 to 1178 and encodes 319 amino acids. The transcript is spliced from 3 exons.
AGUGAGCAUUAACGUAGUCUACUCCAUAACAAUAAAUUCCAUUCGACUUUUUAUUUAAGGAAACGCGUAACGCUAUGUCUUCACUGCCAUCCAAGAGUUUUAUUGCAUAGUUUGAGUGAACAACAACUACCCCAACAUCUAUCUAUAUAGAAAUUCAUAAAAAAUAUAAAUUGAAUAUCAUUUGAUUAUACUCAAUUUAUCAGUGAAGCAGCUAGAGGAUGGCAUCGAAAGAGGACUCAGCCAAUGAAGCCGGUCAGCCCCCGAAGGACGACAUCUACGAGAACCGUCCUGUCGCGAAGAAAAUCAUCCGGAUAGUUACAGUGAUGGCAUAUCUAGUGUCAGUGAGUUUUGUCGCAAUAGUCCUAAGUAGCUACUACAUAUUCCUCUGGCACCCGCCCCCGGGGGGAUCGUUAAGCUUGAAGGACCCUCACAGCGAAUACCUGAUGGAGAGCCCUCCACAGAGACCUAAUAACAGAGCCAUCAGCGAAAUCAUCGAGAAGAUCAACCAUUUCAGGAAAAAUAACGUACGUCGAGGGCUCAACAGGACUACAUCACUUCACGAUGAAUCAAAGGAUGUGGAGAAUUUAACGAAAAUAAUAAACCGUAAUGAGAGCUACUGGCAACAUGCUGACACAUCGACGGAUGUUUAUCAUUCUAUCAGUGAAAAUCAACUGGACGGAUUUCUGAACGAAUCUGCAACGAAGCUGGGGGGCUUGAAAGAUGUCCCUGAGACGUCAAGUGAAGCUCCUUCGACGUCUGAAGGUCAAAAAUAUUUAAAUGCAAUCGGCACAACUGGAGGAGCUAACCGUGGUCGCGAUGAAGGGAAUGGGACUCAUGGAGAGGAUCCAGACGAGGGAGGAGUGGUUCAAGUGUCGACAGAUAGUGCAGAUGGUUUUAAUGGAACGAUGGAGACGAGCUCCCAGGAUAAAAGAGGAAUUCAAGAGAAGACAACUACGAAACCGAACACAACAGAUUCCCUAAUCAAACAAAAAUUGAUUUAUUCACCUGUUUACAAAGAGGAGGACCAGCGCAUCGAGAGGCUUACGGAAUUAGAAGCCUCCCUCGAUCCCUUGCCAACUAUCAACCCCACAAACUCGGAAUACGAGGAUAUCUCUGAAGAAAACGUUGAAGAACCCUUAGAUAUCGAAUUCGAUAGCAAUACCUUACCGCGUAGAUAAAUUCCGAGGUAUUGCUGAGUCGUUAGAAUUAUUGAUUCGUGUUAUAGUGGACCAAAAAAGUAAUAACUACUCUCGAAAUUGGUAACAUCAACAAUAAUUAGGAGAAAGAACUCAAUUUUUUUUUAUCAGAAAAUAUCUUCCAGUACUUAGUACCAAUUUUAUAGAUAGGAAAGAGGGGGGUACAAUGAAACAGUCGAAACAUAAAUAUUUAACGCAACUCAAGUAAAAAAAUUUUUUUUUGUUAAAUAUUUUUUUUAUUAACUUUUUUUUAUUCUUGAGAGUACUA